CAUAAUCGCUAUCUACUGCCAAGGAAUACGACGUGUUAUUUAACUAAGAUUUAACUAAAUUUAUAUAUAUAUAUAUUCCUGCCAAUUUAGUCUUUAUCCAUUACUUACAUUAGGUCCAUUUUAAUCGACAAUUAAAUAAAUGUAGUUUGUGUCAUUGUGAUUUUGAAUGUUACUGUUAAUGUAAUAAAGUGAGUUUUUGACUGUCAACACAGUGAAUAUAUGAAAUAAUUUAAAUGUACGAAAACGGUGUUAAUUAUAAUGUGUUUCGAGCAGUAUUGGUCGGUAAGGCUUUGGUUUUGUAUGCAGCUGAAGAGUUGAACAAGAAAAUGGUCUUCACACUGUCCAGUUUCGAUGUGACUAAAGAUUUUGAAGAUAAGGUCACAUGGAAGGACGUUUCGGCAGCAUUUGCAGUAUGCCUCCCAUUUUUCACCUAUGGUAUAGCCACAACUCUUCUAUCCCUGUCUUCGGAGGGGGAGGCCCUAUGGAACCAGACCGGGUUGAUACUCGGAGCAGCUCUCUCUGCACCGGUCUUGUGUUACACUAUCGACAAAUGCGGCAGGAAGAUCGGGAUUUUUAUCGUUAAUUUGGUACAAGGCACAACAUGCAUCCCUCUCUUCCUUGUACCAAGUGUUGCCAACGUUAUAACGGUACACGUCCUAACCGGCAUAUCAUCAGGCGGACUAUUCACAAUACUACCGAUAUACAUGCGAGAAACAUUCCCGAAGAAGAUCAGAUCUGUGUCGUUAGCACUGAUUUCGUUAAUGGUGUCAGCAGGGUAUAUGAUGAAGCUGGCGAUGGGUGAAGAGGCAUUGAUGCUAACAAUGGUAGCAUUGGUGAUGAUUCAGAUACUAACGCUGUACAUUAUGGUCGAAUCGCCUAGCUAUCUGAUCAUAGCAAAUAAGAUUGAGGCAGUAACAAGUGUAGUCGCCAAGCUGAAAAACCUACCAAAAGAGAGUCCCGCAGUCACACAUGAAGUCAGCAUUCUGAAACAAGAGAGUGAGAGAGCAAGAGCUAAUGGAAGAAUUACAUUAUUAAGUUUUUUCAAGAACCGAAUCUGGUUAGACAUAACAAAAAUUGGCAUCAUGCUCUUUACUAUCAAGGAGUUGUGCGGUAGCAUCAUCUUCCUGGACCAGGAUAAGACUCUAGCUCAGUUGGAACUACCCUCAGACCCCGAUAGAAUGUUAGUAGUUACUGCCUGGUGUACGGGAUGUGUCUUCUGUUUGGUGGUCAUCAGUUUUGUGGAGAGAAAGUAUCUUCUAACCUUCGGCUAUGUAGUAAUGGUGUUGUCGAUGGGUGUGCUAGGAGUGUACACACAGACAGACCUAUCUGUGAAGACAUUAAGAUGGCUACCAGUGGCGACAUUACCAAUACUAGUGUUUGGCUAUGGUGUUACCUGGGGUAUGCCCACUAUUAUAAUGGUAGAAAUGUAUAAUUUAGAGAUCCGAGCCACGCUGAUAGGGCUACUAUAUACAUAUUCAGAAUUAAUUAAACUGGCACACGUACACUCCUUCCAAUAUAUCGAGGAUUACAUGGGUACUUAUACUGUGUUCUAUAUAUUUGCGUGUAUAAACCUCUUUGCAGCUGUGUACGCUCUGUUUGCGAUACCGGAUAUUAAAAAUAAAAGUGUCAGACAGAUUGAGAGGCAGCUGAAAAGGAUACCGAUUUGGAAAUUAUGAUAUAAAUAUAGACAUUAUUCACAA
This is a messenger RNA of Plodia interpunctella (Indianmeal moth), 1700 nucleotides long. Its product is annotated as solute carrier family 2, facilitated glucose transporter member 8-like. NCBI's taxonomy places the organism in Eukaryota, Metazoa, Arthropoda, Insecta, Lepidoptera, Pyralidae. Bases 234 to 1676 code for a protein of 480 amino acids. The transcript has 7 exons. Gene Ontology annotation, biological process: transmembrane transport. Gene Ontology annotation, molecular function: transmembrane transporter activity. Gene Ontology annotation, cellular component: membrane. The record is from RefSeq and is a predicted model, not a curated record.